AUGUCUUUCAAACUAUACACUACAUUACUUUUACUAGUUUUUAUUGGGAGUUUCCAAAAUGCUCAGAGUGCCAAUAUUUUAGCCUUAGUCAUUAACGGCCAUCAAUCCCAUUUACUGGUUUAUUCAUCUGUGGUCAAUUUGCUGGUACAACGAGGUCACAAUGUAACAGUGAUCACUACCUUAGAUAUCAAAGAUGUAAUGGAUGUGGAAAACAUAAAAUGGCUGAAGCUGUCUAAUAACUAUACAGAAACUGUGAUCACAACCAGAUCAAAUCGUAUCAAUCCUCUGGAUAAACUUGAAAGAAUGAUUAAACGCCUUGAAAACACAAGCAAAUUCAUGAAUGAUCCUCAAUGGCACGCAUUUUUAAAAAAGGAAAAUCAAUAUGAUCUUUUGAUCAUGGGUUAUUUAUUCAAUGACUACCAAUUGGGCUACGGAGCUUACUUUAAGUGUCCAGUGGUAUUAAUUUGGACUGGGCAACCUAUAGGAUUUGUGCAAAGUUUAAUGGGCAAUCCCGAAGAAAGAUGGUAUGUAACCCAGCCCUAUGACAGUCAUCAGUUUAAGGGUAUUAAAGCUAUAGUUUUUGGCUGGUUUGAAAAAUUUGUGGAACUCUUGGCUCUUGACAAAAUGAAGCAGAUUUAUAACAAACAAUUUCCAGCCAAGCAAUAUCCCUCAUUUAAGGAAAUACGAAAAUCGGUAUCCCUGGUAUUGUGUAAUCAUCAUACGCUCAGUGAAGGACCAAUAGCUCCCUAUUUACCUUCUAUAAUAGACAUAGGAGGUAUUGAAAGCAAGUUAACUUCCCUUGAAAAUAAAUUUAAUCUCAAUAGCUUUAUAGAACCCAACGAAAAUGUUAUAUAUUUCAGUUUUGGUUCUAGAGUUAAAUGGUCAUUACUACCAAUUGCCUUAGAACAAGCCUUUAUAGAAGCUUUUCAAAACUUUUCCAAUUACACCAUUCUAUGGACUUAUGAUAAAAAUUGCUCGGAGCUGGAAUUAAAAUUUCCCUUAUCCAAUGUUAAAUGUAAAUCAUGGUGGCUUCAAUCCACUAUAUUAAACUCUUCACACACCAAACUCUUCAUAACUCAUGGCGGUAAAGGCAGUAUGACAGAGUCUCUAUGGUAUGGUAAACCCAUGCUGGGUAUAUCCUUUUUUGGCGAUCAAAGAGCCAAUGUAGAUAAAAUUGUUAAAAAGGGAUUUGGUUUAAAAUUACAAAUAGGUAAUAUUACUUGUGAAAAUGUGUUAAAAUCUUUGAAACAGCUUUUGGGGAAUGAUAUUUAUGGUACUAAUAUUAAGAAGUUUUCAAAAUUGUAUCAUGACAGACCCUUAGGUAGUGAGAAGAGUGCGGUAUAUUGGUUAGAAUAUGUUUUGAGACACAAAGGUGCUAAACAUUUGCAGAGUAUGGCUUUGGAAUUGAAUUUCAUGGAGUAUUAUUUAUUGGACAUUUAUGGCUUAAUUUUAGUGAGCUUUUUAAGUAUUCUGUGGAUUUUAAAUAUCUUGGAGAAAAAACUAAAGCAGCAGUGA
This is a messenger RNA of Calliphora vicina (urban bluebottle blowfly), 1515 nucleotides long. It is a transcript of the gene Ugt307A1, whose product is annotated as UDP-glycosyltransferase family 307 member A1. NCBI's taxonomy places the organism in Eukaryota, Metazoa, Arthropoda, Insecta, Diptera, Calliphoridae. The record is from RefSeq and is a predicted model, not a curated record. Gene Ontology annotation, molecular function: UDP-glycosyltransferase activity. Bases 1 to 1515 code for a protein of 504 amino acids. The transcript is spliced from 2 exons.